GAAUCAUCGAUCAUCAUUCACUCGUGGUUGUGCCAAAGAAAACAAGGGCUGAAAUUUCGACUGAAAUUUUCUCAAUUAACGACACAAUAGGGCGCCAAAGGGCUGCGUAAUGGACGAGGACAAUGCCGAGGAAGGUGGCGGUCUGCAGGACGAAGACUAUUACGUCUUCCUCAACGUCGAGCGAACGGCCACACCAGAGGAGAUUUCGGCGGCGUACAAGAAACUGAGCAAACUGUAUCAUCCUGAUAGGAACCUGGACCCGAAUGACCCUCAGAAGAAAUUAGAUUCGGAAACGUUGUUCCACAGAACCAAACAGGCAUAUGAUGUGUUAAUUGAUCCUCAUCGAAGAGCAAUUUAUGACUCUCUUGGAGUCGAAGGACUGAAGACGGAAGGCUGGGAGUUGGUGCAAAGGUCAAGAACUCCUAACGAGAUUCGAGAAGAAUAUGAAAGAAUAGCAAGGAAAAAUGAGGAAAGGAGGCUGCAGCAGAAGACAAACCCCAAGGGUCAGCUGACGGUCCAUUUGAACUGCACUGACUGGUUUGACAGUUACGAGUAUGACGAUCCCGACUACAUCGAGGAAUUCCGAUUGCCAGAAGUCAGUGGCAUCAGCAUCCAACAGUCGGUGGAGGCGCACCCAACCCUCAGAGACUGCACAACCCUCUCAGGUCAGGCCAACACCUCCAAUGGUGUCGGCAGCGGCAAUUUUGCAGUCACGUGGAGAAAACUUCUUGGGCCGAGAGGUUGGGUUGAGUCUGAAUUCGGAGCUGGCAAUGGGCCUGUGUUAUCUCUUCGAGCCUUCAGGACAAUGUCGAAAAAUAUUUUCGGCAACGCUGGUGUCACGUUUCAGGCCACGGACAGAGGCAUUGCCCCCUCCCUUCAGUCAACGCUUGCUAUGCAGAUGAGUAAGACCACCAUGGGCUCUCUAGCCUGGAGAGCGGGCAUGGCGAGCAGCAUGACAGUGUCCAUCACCAGAGACACGCCCAGUAUGCAUUUUGUAUCCAUGUUGCAGUUUGGAAUUCCACACUCUUUUGCAUUUGUUGCGUAUUCGCACAAACUUAAGGAAGGAAAAAUCAGAGUUGGUGUUCGAGGCGGAACUUUUGGUUUCCAAGUUGAGUACGGUGCUGAGAAAAAAGUUUCAAAGUACAGCACUGUUUCUGCCACAAUGUCAGUUGGUGUCCCAACUGGAGUUUCUCUUAAAAUGAGGUUUGUCCGAGCAAGUUACACGUUUUCCUUUCCCAUUCGGCUAAGCGAAGAAGUGGUUCCUGCGGCUGUGUUCUACGGCACGGUAGUCCCUGUGUUAAGCUGGUUGCUGAUCAAGGGUCUUGUAAUUGAUCCUUAUCUGGCCAGGGAAAAGGCUGUGGAGAAAGAAAAGCAACGACAGGUCAAUCAAACGAGGAUUGCACAAAAGAAGCGCGAAGCGAUGGCCUCGAUCAGUCUGAUGCAGCAAACCUUUGCUCGCAUCAGCUCGGAGGAGGACAAGAAAAACGGACUAGUUAUUGUAGUGGCCAUUUAUGGUGCAGCAUCCAAUAUUGAGACAAUGAAUCCUGCGAACAGUGGUAGUUCCUCCUCUUCAGGCAAUGCCUCUCCAGUGUCCCUGCAACCCAGUCCCAGCAGGGACAUCCCUGAGGACUGCAUUGACGUAACCGUGCCUUUGCAGUGUGUGGUCCAAAACUCAAAACUGUAUCUCGUUGAGGGAUCGAAGUGCGAGCAGCCUGGUUUUUACGACCCUUGCAUAGGUGAAGACAAGAAGCUGUUAAUUAGAUACAAAUUCCGAGGAAAGCUGCACGAAAUAACAGUUGAUGACGCGGAAUCAGUAACUAUUCCUAGACCGGGUCACAGAUUGUAGAAGAUCGAGAGUUGUCAGACUGCAAUUUAGCUUUUAUACAAAAUAAAAAAGGAAAUUUUGCUUGUGUCGCUGUGCGAGCAAAGAAAAAAAAACAGCAGCUACUGCUAUUAAACAGUUUUUUUGCAGCUUGUUAUAAUUGGAUUGGAAAAAAAUCAAAAAUUGCUCGUUGGUUGUUAAAGAAAAUCAGGAAACUAAAUAGAAAAAAAAAUAGUGAAAAGUAUUAAAAAUUGUCGGUUGCCGUAGAGCAGCUUAGAAAAAUUAUCAUCAUGCAAUUCAUUAUUUUAUGUGCCUACUUUAUUUUCCUAGUUCACUUUUAUGAAGCAGAAAAAAUGUAUUUCUUAAGUUUGGGAACCAAAGAAAUGUCGACAAAUAAAAAUGAAAGUAAUAAAUUAUA
Molecule: messenger RNA, 2240 nt
Organism: Neocloeon triangulifer
Lineage: Eukaryota; Metazoa; Arthropoda; Insecta; Ephemeroptera; Baetidae
Product: dnaJ homolog subfamily C member 11
Exons: 11
Coding region: 110-1846 (578 amino acids)
Biological process (GO): cristae formation
Source: RefSeq, a predicted model, not a curated record